Messenger RNA from Plasmodium vinckei vinckei, 543 nucleotides. Its product is annotated as cutA, putative. NCBI's taxonomy places the organism in Eukaryota, Apicomplexa, Aconoidasida, Haemosporida, Plasmodiidae. Gene Ontology annotation, biological process: response to metal ion. Gene Ontology annotation, molecular function: copper ion binding. Bases 1 to 543 code for a protein of 180 amino acids. The record is from RefSeq and is a predicted model, not a curated record. The transcript has 5 exons.
AUGCGUGCCACAAUAUUUAUAUUUUAUAUAAUGUUUUUUUUGCAAUACAUUUUAACUAAGGAAAGGUCUAAUAAACUACUUUUUGAUGCUUUUUUUAUAAAUAAUAUUUUUAAACAUAAUUCGACAAAAAACAUAUAUACCUUCAAAAAAAAAUAUAAAACAUUUUCAACAAAUAAUUCCAUAAAUAAAAUGGGAGAUAAUAACAACCCUUUUGUAGCAGUGUAUGUAACAACCCCAACCAAGGAAGUUGCAGAAUCGAUAUCUAAUAUAUUGUUAAAUGAGAAAUUAGCUAGCUGCAUAAAUAUAAUUCCCGGAAUACUUAGUCUAUAUCAUUGGAAAGGCGAAAUAGCGAAAGAUAACGAAUUCUUAAUGAUGAUUAAAACAAAAAAACAUUUAUUCGACCAAAUUGUGAAGACUGUAAAAUCAAAUCAUCCCUAUGAAGUGCCCGAGGUAAUCUCUGUCCCAAUCCAACAAGGAAGCAGUGACUAUCUAAAUUGGAUAUCGAAUUCGGUUAAACCUGAUGAAACUGACGAAAAAAAAUAA